AUGCAGUCCUCGACGCGGUGGGGACGGGUUAUUAGCCGGUGCCGCCUCCGCGCCCGGCCAUAUUGUUCCGACGCCUGGCUCGAGCGCCGCCGCCGGCCGCCGCGCCAAUCGCUCCUCCGACUAACGCUAAUUCGCUCUGUCAAUAUUUGAACUGUAGUGCCGCUCCGAUGAUUUCACCAGAAGAAGCCGAGCCGGUGGCUGGGAAGGCAAGAUGUCGGCAUAGCUGAUUGACGUUGAUAUACGGCUGUGUCACAUCGAGCCAGCUCAAUCCACCGGCGUUCUACUCUCGAAGAUCGUGGUUGCACCCUAGCGAAGAAGGAAUUCGGAUCGCUCCCGAGUCGCGUUCCGCGCCCGCCCGGAGAGGGCGCUUUGACAGCUGUCAUCGAGCUUUCUCGUUUCUCGGGCGGCCGUGGGACGAGUCGAGUAAAAUUUUUAUUUAUAUCACACACGACGAUGUUCCCGUAGAGUGCGACCGGCUGUGUACGUGCGUGACGAAACGAUACGAAAACACGACGACAGAAUGGCGAACGAGGAGGUUUUGGGGCCGCGGAAGACGAUGUUCGUUCUAGUGAUUGUUGUGGGGUGUUUCGCGGUGCUGUGGCCUAGGAUCCUGUCGCCUCUGAUGCUGGGCCAGGGGCAGCUGAAGCCGAACCAGCUUGACCGGGACGCAGGAUGCUGCGAAGUCAUCUUCGAAUCAGAAAUGGCCGUCCUUGAGCUAGUAAACGAAGUAUGCAGCUCCGCCGUCGGAAAAGACGGCUUAUUGUCCGCAUAUGCAGCCGCUGAAUGCCGGAAAACCGUCAACGAGACCUGCGGGCUGGACAUAGCUGCUUUCUUGAAAAGAACUGAUAAUGUUGGGAAGUCAACGAAGGUGCUACUGAAUACGAUGAAAGAGAGCAACAGCUCGUGCUUGAAGGAGCAUUUCGGAGUGCCUGUCUGGAGUCUUGGUGCACAUCCAGCAUUGAACUCUUGGGCGAUACAAGAUGACAGCGUGAAGCAAGAACGCUCGCCAAUCCUCGGCGCAGGCCCGCACCCCGCGCUGCGGGAGCGCGGCCGGGCCAUCCCCCCCGGCGCGCCCACACCCCCCUCGCGUGGGCCUGUGCCCAUGCCCCCGCACGCAAGGGUACGGUCGCCGUUGUCUAUGUACUUUGACGUGGAUAUUAAGCCUCCACCGAUUCCGGGCAUGCGGCCGCCGCUAGGGUCCCCUGGUGGACCCGUACCGGCCCCCAAGUCUUCCAUGGGCUUCGUGAUGCCAAUCUACACCAUCUGCAUCAUCGUCUUUUUCGUCUACACGCUGAGCAAGAUACUCUUCAAGAGAACUGGCUCCAUACCCUAUGAGCAAGUAGCUCCCGACCCUCAGUUCCGUCGCAGAGUCUUCAGGGAUGACUCCAGGACUUCACCUGAUUCUAAACUGGUUGUCACGGCCAUAUCGGGCCUGGUAGCGGAGGUGCACCAGCAGAUGGAAGCGAGCUACGCACAGAGCCAGCAACGACAGGAAUCUCAAGAAAACCACACACGGCCAUACACAAAUGGUUCCGUCCACAGCUCGCCUAUUAUCGUAGCUAGCGAAUAUGUAGAGUCCAAGGAGAAGACUCCAGAGCCAGAAGUUGAACCGAAAGAACCGAGUCCAGAAAAAGAGGCAUCCGUUGAAGCAGCAGAACCGAGCCCAGAGAAAGAGGCAUCUCGUGAAUCAGCAGAACCGAGCCCAGAGAAAGAGGCUUCGCCUGAACCAGCAGAACCGAGCCCAGAGAAAGAGACUUCCCCUGAACCAGCAGAACAGAGUCCAGAGAAAGAGGCUUCCCCUGAACCGGCUGAAGCAACCCUAGAAAAAGAGGCUACACCUGAACUUGAGCCGAAGGAACCAAGCCCUGAAAAGGAACCCACACCAGAACCAGAACAAUCCGAGGAAGAAUUACUAGAAAAAGAACCAGAACGUUCUCACAUUGAAGAAGAAUUGUUAAAACUGUCAGAAGAUAUUAAAGAAAAGAAGGAUAACUUGGCAAAGUCCACGAAAGACUUUUUGAACGAAGCCAGGGAAAAUGCGGAGAAGACUGUAGAAUUGCUGAAGGAAGCUUUGAAAGAAGAUUCUCCAGUAGAAGAGGAAGAAGAAGAGGAAGUUGAUCCUGAUAAGGAAGUCAGCGUUAAGGUGGUGGGGAUGGAACUGACGGCGCACACGGCGGGCGGCCGCGCCGCGCCCGCGCCCGCCGCCGCCUCCGCCUCCGCCUCCGCUCCCGCGCCCGCGCGAUCGCACGAGGCCGACGAGGUGAAGUCGAUAUUCCUGGAGACCCAUAUCCCGCAGCAGUCCAGGGUGCUGGUGGCGGAUUUUGAGGACAAAGCCAAGCCGCACAAGAAACAUGAACCGACGGUGGUCAGCGGCAAGAUGACUUUGUCUCUGAUCCAGGAUACGCCGCAGGAGCAGGACCUGCCCGACAUCGACCCAGAAUCGACGAUGGAUGACUUCACCACAGCGAGUGCCAUGACCCAGCCGGUUGCAGAGAAAGAGGGGGAAUCGUCAGGCGAGGAGAUCGAGGAGGAAAUAGAAAUAGAAGAGAUCGAGGAUGAAGAAGAUGAUGAUGAACCGGGGCUAGAAGAGCAGAAAUGAACUGAUUUACUCUAGUCGUUGGAAAAACCUGAUUUAAACCUUAUAAUACAGUGCAUACGGUUGUUAUUUGCUUACUACCUACUGUUAUUUGUUAACUUUUUCUGGUCAUGCUUUACUAUAACUGCUUGGUAAAUUGAAACCUUAUUUUACAGAUAAUUUUAUUUACUAAGUUUAUUCUAAAGGAUAUUGUGGUCGAGUCUAGUUAUCGUAACUUCAGCUUGGGACAGUAUUUGAGUUAACCUUAUUUUAUACUAAAGAGCAAUGAAAGGGUUCACUUUGAAAAUAAAUUUACAUAGAAAGCUACUCGUUUUCAUUGCUAUUAAGUGGUGUUUACCUAUACUCUGUAUCUUGAGGUAUUUCAAUAAAAGUAAACAAAAUCUACCCUCAAAUGGCUCCUUAAGCCAGUUGAGGGUAGAUGAAAACAUUACAUGAUCAAAUAAUGUAGGUUAAAGUCAGGUCGUUCAGUCACUGAUCCAGGCGGUUUUGUAUUUGGUUGGUUAACCAAUAAAUGUUAUAACUACCCGAAAAUUUAUGAAUUGUUUGUUUACUUUUAUUUCAAUACCGAAAGAUACAGAGUAGAGUAUGGUGAAGUCUUACAAAAUACAUAAAUUAAUGAAAAAUCGUUAUGUUGUUCCUAAAAUAUAUUUUAAACAAAGCCAGGUUUAGACUCGAACCGAAUUUAAACCUUGCUGCAAAUGCAAUAAGGUCUCAAUUUCAACGUAAUAGAUGACGUGUUUAGUAUUGCCAGUUUAAAAAAAAAAUGUGAAUAUUAUUCGUGUUCAAAUGUUAUUUAUGUGCCAAAUUUCCUUCCAAACUUAAAUAAAUUUUGAAGCUUUUUAAAUUAACAUAUUUAAAGAUACUUGAAAGUCUGUAAUUUAGCCAAAUUAUUUCGACGCGUGCGCAUAGGUUUAAAAUUAUGACAUCGUUAUUUGAUUUUUAAAUACGUUAUACAUAAGUUCAUAUUGACUUGAUUGAUACAAUACAUAUUAUUACUAAUUUGAAAUAUAUUUAUAUAAUUCACAAAGGUCCUGUAGUCUUGUUAGUACACUUAUUUACAAUGCAAAAGUAAUAUUUUAAUAUUAAGGACAUCAGAAUUACAUUUUAAUACUCGAAAUAGCAAUAAGGUUUAUCGUAAAUUAAUUAUUACUGUCAAUAUAAUUAUUGUAAACGUAUUUACAAAGUAUUUUAUUAAAACUAUGCACUUCAGUGUUUGAAAUAGCAAUAAUUGUGCAUUUAAGAGUAUAAUUAUUUUGUUAAAACUUUUAUUAUUUAACCAUAUCCUCUGUACAUGAGAAAUAUUUGUUAAAGUGUUGCCAGAUAGAAAAGUCCAGUGGCUUGUUAUAUUUUAUUUUAUAUACUUACCAUUUUAUUAUUUUGUAUUGUGCAAGACCAUUAUACACCUAUCAAAUAAAGAUAUAUUAAGAAAUGAGAAUUGGACUUCCUAAAAUUAUAACACAUCUUUUUUGCUUAAAACAUUCCCUUUCUCAUUCUUUCACAAAUGUUUUUAUGAUCAUGAUUUUUGUCGAUUGUUUUACACAAGUAUAAUUUAUUUAUUUAUAAAAUAGUGAUGUUAAUGUUAUUUUAACAUUUUUAUCGUAGCAUUUUGUUAAAAUCGCGUGACUAAGAUUUUGUACCUUAUAUUUAACCUUUUGACCGCCAAAGACGUCAUAGGACGCGCGCGGCUACAGUCCAAUAUCAACCUUCAUGCGUACCGACAAGGUUCACGAUUACGCGCCGCGUGCGAUAGGCGUGGCGUUCAAAAGGUUAAGAUCUAGUUAUAGUCAAGUAGGGGUGUGAAAUGUUGGGAGUAGGUAAAUAGUUAAAAUUCGUUUUAGGUACAGAAUUUAGUUGAACAAGCGAUGACCAGUUUUUUAGGUGUUUAAGAAAUAAAAGAAAUUAACGUAAAA
Messenger RNA from Cydia pomonella (codling moth), 4506 nucleotides. RefSeq names its product neurofilament heavy polypeptide (gene RIC-3). Gene Ontology annotation, cellular component: neuronal cell body; intracellular membrane-bounded organelle; neuron projection. Gene Ontology annotation, biological process: protein localization to cell surface; synaptic transmission, cholinergic. The transcript is spliced from 12 exons. The record is from RefSeq and is a predicted model, not a curated record. The coding region runs from base 521 to 2599 and encodes 692 amino acids. Lineage: Eukaryota; Metazoa; Arthropoda; Insecta; Lepidoptera; Tortricidae.